This is a messenger RNA of Phragmites australis (common reed), 3504 nucleotides long. Its product is annotated as receptor like protein 22-like. NCBI's taxonomy places the organism in Eukaryota, Viridiplantae, Streptophyta, Magnoliopsida, Poales, Poaceae. Gene Ontology annotation, molecular function: protein binding. The record is from RefSeq and is a predicted model, not a curated record. The transcript is spliced from 2 exons. Bases 129 to 3338 code for a protein of 1069 amino acids.
AUCCGUACCGUUAGGGUUAGACCAGGCUUAGUACCCAUUGCCAUCCCUACAGUAGUGUACUCUAUAUAUUCCCUGAAUGUGGAGCACCAUCGGAAGUGGCAAAACAGCAGUCCAGCAGAUUAGACGAGAUGAGCACCGGACACUCAAAACUACACGUCCUCCUGCUCCUCGUGUUACUGAUCUGCUCCGUCCACACUUCAGCCAGCAGCCACACCACAGCGCCAUGCUUCCCUGCCGACGCCACCGCGCUGCUCCAGCUAAAGCGCUCCUUCCUCGACACCAACCUCACGUCAUGGCGAGCCGGGACCGACUGCUGCCGCUGGGACGCCGUCUCCUGCGACGCGGUUUCUGGGCGGGUGAUCUCGUUGGAUCUCGGAGGCCGUGACCUGCGGAGCCGGGGCCUUGACCCUGCACUCUUCAACCUCACCUCUCUGAGAAACCUCAGCCUUGCGGGCAACGACUUCAUGAGGGCAAGCCUGCCGUCCUUUGGGUUUGAGCUUCUCACAGAGAUGGUCCACCUCAAUUUCAGCGAUACAUGUUUCUGUGGUCCGAUCCCCAUUGGCAUAGCGCGGCUCAGGAAGCUGGUCACGCUUGAUUUUUCCUCCUACGAAUAUACCACGGAACUACUCUUUCUUGAGGUGCCAAGCUUUCAAACAAUCAUUGCAAAUCUGAGCAGUUUAAGAGAGCUCCAUCUUAACGGAGUGGAUAUCUCCAGCAGCGGAGAAACAUGGUCCAUUGCUUUAGCAAACUCCACUCCUGAAUUACAGAUUCUAACUUUGCUUGACUGUGGUCUAUCCGGAUCCAUUCAUCACUCCUUCUCACGACUCCGUUCGCUGGUCGAGAUCGAUCUCAGGGGCAACGCGGUUGCUGGAAAGGUUCCUGACUUCUUUGCUGACUUCCCUCUCCUGAGUUCUCUUCGCCUCUCACACAACGAUUUUGAAGGGCAGUUUCCCACCAAGAUAUUCCAUCUAAAAUGUUUGAGGAUCCUUACAGUGUCUUGGAACCCUAAGCUUUCUGGGCACUUACCUAGUUUCCCAGUCGAAAAUAAAUUGGAAGUGCUAGUUCUACAUGGGACAAACUUUUCUGAUGCUCUACCAGUGUCUAUUGUCAAUCUCAAGUCUUUGAGCAAUCUGGCACUUACGACGGAGGGAAUUUCCAAGCAACUUACCUUGAUAGGUAAGCUUCAGUCUUUGCGUGAGUUGUCGCUCCUAGCAACUUCCCUUGGUGUAGAGAAGCCUCAUUUUUCUUGGAUUGGGGAUCUUAAACAUUUGACACGUUUGGGGAUUGUUGGCUACAAUUUCUCUGAGCCAAUACCCUCCUGGAUCGGCAAUCUUACGAAUUUGAUGUUCUUGGAGCUCAUCAGUUGCAACUUCUAUGGAACGAUCCCCCCUUGGAUUGGUAAUUUGACCCAACUGUCAUUCAUAGACUUCGGCGGAAAUUACCUCACUGGAAAAAUUCCGAGAUACUUGUUCACUCUUCCAGAAGUUCAGUCAUUAUUUCUCACAUCAAAUCAACUUUCUGGCCAUCUGGAGGACAUUGAAAACCCUUUGUCUUCAUCCUUGUCCGAUAUUUGUUUGAGCGAUAACCAAAUUGGUGGUUCAAUACCUCAAUCGUACUUUCAGCUUCCGAGUCUUGAAGUUCUUGACCUUAGCUCAAAUAAAUUGACAGGCACGGUCAAGCUUAGCUCUUUCUGGAGGCUAAGUAAACUUUUUGACCUGAGACUCUCUAACAACAUGCUAUCGCUGAUAGAUGAAGGAGGUGAUUCUCUGCUUUCUUUGCCGCCUAACAUCAAUGUUUUGGAGCUAGCAUCCUGUAACCUUACAGAAUUUCCCGGUACGUUGAGAUUUAUGGAUGAGAUUGUGAUGCUAGAUCUCUCAAUGAAUCAUAUUACUGGGGCCAUACCAAGUUGGGUUUGGGAGCGACUUAGCUAUUUGAAUCUCUCGCACAACAUGUUUACUAGCCUGGAGAAGUUUACCACUCUGGUUCCUAUGACAUCUUUAGAUGUUCUUGAUCUUAGUUUCAAUAGACUUGAAGGGAACAUACCAAUCCCACAAGUAAAAAUAAGAAGCCAAAACGGAAUGGUCUUGGAUUACUCAAAUAAUAACUUUAAUUCCAUUCUACCUAACUUUGGUAAAUAUCUUAGAGAAACAACACAUCUCGAUUUGUCCAAGAACAAACUAACUGGUCAAAUACCAACUUCAAUUUGUAGUGCAAGUAAACUCCAAACCCUCGACUUAUCUUACAACUACUUUAGUGGGUCCAUCCCAUCAUGCUUAAUAACACAAACAAACCUGAUAGUACUGAAGUUAAGAGGGAAUCAAGUCAAAGGAGUAUUGCCUAACAAUAUCAGAGAAGGAUGUAUGCUUGAGACAAUUGAUUUGAGCAGCAACUGCAUCACAGGGAAAUUACCUAGAUCACUAUCCAACUGCCGAGGGUUAGGGCUUCUUGAUGUCAGUAACAAUCAGAUUGCUGAUUCAUUUCCAUCAUGGUUGGGGAUUCUUCCUAAACUUCGAGUUCUUGUUUUAAGAUCCAACCGAUUCGUUGGCGUGAUUAUGGAUCUUCAAGAGAAUGAUCGAAUUAUGAAACACUUCUCCAGUUUGCAAAUACUAGAUUUGGCCUCCAACAACUUCUCUGGAAACCUGCCCCAAGGAUGGUUCAAUGAACUGGAAUCAAUGAUUGAAAAUGACAAUAAUGAGGGACAAGUUAUAGGGCAUCAAAUAAACCCGUCUGAAGAAUUCUAUCAAGAUACUGUCACUAUCACAUUCAAAGGGUUUGAUCUUAUUUUCACCAAAAUCCUAACCACUUUCAAAGUGAUCGAUUUCUCGAAGAACUCAUUUGAUGGUCCCAUCCCCGAGUCAAUUGGGAGGCUUGUUUCACUACACGGACUUAACAUGUCGUACAACAACUUCACGGGACAAAUUCCAUCACAGCUAGGUAACCUGACUCGGCUGGAAUCAAUGGAUCUCUCAUGGAACCAUCUCUCAGGGGAAAUCCCACAGGAGUUGACCUCUCUAACUUCUCUUGCUUGGUUGAAUCUUUCAUACAACAACUUUACUGGGAGAAUACCACAAGGAAACCAGUUUUUGACAUUUCCCAACAGUUCGUUUGAAGGCAAUGCAGGCCUAUGUGGAAGUCAAAUCUCUAAACAAUGUGACAAUCCAGGUUCAACCACUCCAAGAGCAUCAGAUCAUCCAGAAUCCAACAGUUUGUGGCAGGACAAACUUGACGCCAUCCUUUUGUUCACCUUUGUUGGCUUGGGAUUUGGAGUUGGCUUCGCAUUGGCAAUCAUGUUCCAACACUUAUGCCGCAUAGAUGGAUGGACUUGCAAGCGUUGUUGAAUCCAUAUUGGAUACAAGUAUGCAACAUAUUUCUGGUUUUUUUUUUUUUGAAACGCAUAUUUCUGGAUUGCUUUUCAUAAAAAUGAUAGUCAUGUAUGUUUGUGUUGUACUUGUAUGAGACUCUUAAAUCCACUUUGUUGUGACAAGGUUGCAGUUUUCAAGUUCA